Messenger RNA from Manihot esculenta (cassava), 1877 nucleotides. Its product is annotated as protein BASIC PENTACYSTEINE4. Gene Ontology annotation, cellular component: nucleus. Gene Ontology annotation, biological process: response to ethylene. The coding region runs from base 746 to 1690 and encodes 314 amino acids. The transcript is spliced from 3 exons. The record is from RefSeq and is a predicted model, not a curated record. NCBI's taxonomy places the organism in Eukaryota, Viridiplantae, Streptophyta, Magnoliopsida, Malpighiales, Euphorbiaceae. Gene Ontology annotation, molecular function: sequence-specific DNA binding; DNA-binding transcription factor activity.
UUCAUAGGGCUUCUUUGAUUACUUGGUCAAUUUGGCAUUUUGGGCUUGUUUGGAUGCUUUGAAAUUGCAAAGGAAAAAGAAGAGUGAAAAGUAAGAGCUAAAAAUUCAAAACUACCUGUAGGAAGUCGAGGGAAAAAAAAAGAAGAAAGAACUUCUAUCACUAAAUUUUUAUAAAUCUGAGUUUUGAACUUGUUCACCUUACCUUAAACUUAAUCUACUUCGGUACGCUGUUACUGCUUGAUCAAUUUCCAGAGCCCCUGAUCUGGUAUUGUAUGCAUAUUUAUAUACUGGUAGCAAAUGAAACGUUCAUCUGGUUCGUUACUGAACCCUUGCUUUACUGUCCACCCAUGUUAGAGUGCUUUUACCUUUGCUUUAAACUGCCACCCUUGAGCAAAUGCUUGAGCUGCUUCACUAUUACUAAAUUUAGCAGCUUUACUUGAUCUACUUUCCAACCCCAAUUACAGCUUUAAAGAAUUGUAAUUGCUGUUAACAAAUGAACUCUCUCACACAUGGUGAAGUGGGUAGUAGGCAGUGAUGCUUGCAUUGUUUUGUUUAAACGUGCAGCACUUAGCAUUUAAAUCUCUGAUUCUCAUGGCCUUGAUGGAUCCUCGACUCUUGUUUCUCCAUGUUGUCCCUAGACGUAUUCUAUUUCCAGAAAACUAGUAGCUAUCUGAGAUUCUGAAGUUCAUCUCUAAGGACAAGCUUGAACCUGAUUCCUGCUUCAUUAACAAUAACUUCAUAUAAGAUGGAUGAUGGUGGACAACCUAAUGGGAGGUAUAAGAUUGACUAUUACAAGGCAGCAAAUUCUCCAUGGACUUUGAUGCCCCCACCUCAAUUAAAGGAACAAAAUAAUGCCUUGGUAAUGAAUAAGAAGAUCAUGGCCAUCCUUGCUGAGAGGGAUACUGCUAUUCAAGAACGGAAUAUAGCUCUAGCUGAAAAAAAGGAAGCAUUGGCUGCACGAGAUGAGGCACUCCAGGAGCGGGAAAAAGCCCUUGCUGAGAGGGAUAAGGCCUUGAUGGAGCGAGACAAUGCUCUAGCAGCAAUUCAAUACCGGGAAAAUGGUUUGAAUUUUCCAGUGGGCAAUGGAAAUCAACAAGGGUCAAAGCGCAUUCCCCACCCAGUUUACAAUUCAAAUGCUGUGGCAGGAGCUAUUAACAGUGGAGAAAUGCACAUCACUGAUGCCUUCCCUAUAACAACUGUUUCAGCUGAAACUCUUAAACCACGCCAGACAAAGCGACCAAAAGAGAAUAAAUCUGUAUCAUCAAAGCCAGCUAAGUCACCAAGGAAGGGCAAUAAAGUAGGUGAAGAUCUAAAUAGACAAGGCACUUCAGAUGGGAAGAAAUUUAAGGUUGAAUGGGAUGGUCAUGAUGCAGGAUUGAACCUGGUCAGUUUUGAUGAGACCACUAUGCCAGUGCCUGUUUGUACAUGCACUGGAGCUCCCCAUCAAUGCUAUAAAUGGGGGAAUGGUGGGUGGCAGUCAUCCUGUUGCACCACCACUAUGUCAUCAUAUCCACUACCACAGAUGCCAAAUAAGCGCCAUGCCCGAGUUGGUGGACGGAAGAUGAGUGGUAGUGUCUUCACAAAAUUACUUAGUCGGUUGGCAUCUGAAGGCCACGAUCUUUCAGUGCCUCUAGACCUCAAAGACUACUGGGCAAGACAUGGGACAAAUCGCUACAUCACCAUAAAGUAGACUCUCUCUCAUGGAGCCGUGCUUGGUCUUAAAUUUAUCUGUUAGUUGCAUGUAACUAGUAUUGCUGAACUGUUUUUUAGAAAAAUGUGGAGCUUCUUUGUAGAAAGAUUGCUUGUGGUGCUUCAUGGAUUAUAUCUGGCAGCUCUUAUUUGAGUUAAUACAUAUGACUCAAUGUUGGUAGGCUAUU